This is a messenger RNA of Dichomitus squalens LYAD-421 SS1, 468 nucleotides long. RefSeq lists its product as uncharacterized. The record is from RefSeq and is a predicted model, not a curated record. Lineage: Eukaryota; Fungi; Basidiomycota; Agaricomycetes; Polyporales; Polyporaceae. The transcript has 2 exons. The annotation marks the transcript as partial.
AAACGACGAUCUCGAUCACCCCCAAUCGGUCCCCGUCACCACCACGUUUCGACGCCCUCUCACAAGAGCCCUGCUCAGAACACGCACGGAGGUCCCAAUUUGCCUUCGAAACCUGAUUGGGUUCGUCGUAAUGCAGGACGAGAAGCCGUGAAGCAAGAGGCGACAACAUCCGCUCCUGCUCCCGCUGCUCCAACCGCUCCAUCAGAGCCAGCCGCUUUCGUCCCCGUCAUUCCCCCGUACCAGCCAAAACCCAGUAUCACGGCUGAUAUUGAAGCCGAGAUUGCUCGUGUCCGCGCGCACCGUGCACACAUCGAGAACGAAUACAUUCAAAUUGCGAAGGAUACGCGUCGUGCGCUGAGCGACCUCAUGAUUGCGGACAUCGACUUGAAGAAUGCAGAGGCGCGGCGGGCAGUUUCUUCUGCGCAGCUCGAGAAGGCACGUCUCGGGAAACUAGGCAUUGACUUUAUU